GAAGAAAUGCCAAACAUAGCAAUAGUCUUACUGCAUUCCCAAGCUUUAACAACAGAUAGCUAACGAAGAAAAAAUAAAAACAAAAAAGGAAAGAGAAGUCAGAAAGGGUUCAUUUAUUUUUCUUUAAAUGUGUUGAUUUUUUUUUUCUUAGAUGACUGCAGUUCACAAGCAGCGGGAUGCUAUUCCCUUGGUUAUUAAUGAUGAUGAUGUGGAUUCAAGUGACGAUAGAGAAGAAGGAACGGAGAAGAAGGUAUCAGCAACAACAGGUUUUAUUACAGGACACCUUGAAGUGCAACCUGUUUUUCACUAUGAGGAUAUUAAUGCCAAUGACAACGAUGAUGAUGGUGAUGAUAUAGAAGAUGAAGAUGACGGUGAUGAUUCUGCUCUAGAUACUCAACUUGCUGCAAAAAGUCACUUUAAUCACACUACAUGAGGGUGUUGGUUCAUUUGUUAGAGCUCCGCGCCAGAGCUUGUAGGUUUGUUUUCUGAGCUAAAUGAUGCACCUGAACAGCUUUAAA
Molecule: messenger RNA, 518 nt
Organism: Mercurialis annua (annual mercury)
Lineage: Eukaryota; Viridiplantae; Streptophyta; Magnoliopsida; Malpighiales; Euphorbiaceae
Product: protein THALLO-like
Exons: 4
Coding region: 152-433 (93 amino acids)
Source: RefSeq, a predicted model, not a curated record